GUUCUUUUUCUUCCUCCUCGCUUCUUGCCGCUGCUGUGCCGGCCGCACGCUCUCCUCGCAGCCAUGCCUCGCAAAAUUGAGGAAAUCAAGGACUUUCUGCUCACAGCCAGGCGGAAGGAUGCCAAGUCUGUCAAGAUCAAGAAAAAUAAGGACAACGUGAAGUUUAAAGUCCGGUGCAGCAGAUACCUCUAUACCUUGGUCAUCACGGACAAAGAGAAGGCCGAGAAGCUGAAGCAGUCCCUGCCCCCGGGCUUGGCCGUGAAGGAGCUGAAGUGAACCAGACGCGCUGAUCUGUAUUAAAAUGUUGAAAAUUC
Molossus molossus (Pallas's mastiff bat) is the source of this 314-nucleotide messenger RNA. RefSeq names its product ribosomal protein L38 (gene RPL38). Bases 64 to 276 code for a protein of 70 amino acids. NCBI's taxonomy places the organism in Eukaryota, Metazoa, Chordata, Mammalia, Chiroptera, Molossidae. Gene Ontology annotation, biological process: translation; protein-RNA complex assembly. Gene Ontology annotation, molecular function: structural constituent of ribosome. The transcript is spliced from 5 exons. Gene Ontology annotation, cellular component: ribosome; cytosolic large ribosomal subunit. The record is from RefSeq and is a predicted model, not a curated record.